GCAAGUGUUGUUGUGGACGGGUCUACGCCGGUCCCUGGGUGACAGGGCAGGAUGGAGGCCGCUCUACUGAAGUAUGAAAGUCAGGCCAUCCUUCCAGAGUGCCUUGAUCUGGAAGAACUUCCUGAUACCGAUGAGCCGGUUUAUGUCUUGGGAAAGCAAUAUGAUGUCAAAACAGAGAAAUGUGACCUGCUAUCUGACACCGCCUCUCGCCUGUGGUUCACGUACAGAAAGAAAUUCUCUCCUAUUGGAGGUACAGGCCCCUCGUCGGAUGCAGGCUGGGGGUGUAUGCUGAGAUGCGGACAGAUGAUGUUGGCUCAGGCUUUAAUCUGCCGGCACCUAGGCAGGGAUUGGCGGUGGAAGAAAGACAAAAAGCAGCCAGAAGAAUAUCACCAAAUUCUGCAUUAUUUCCUAGAUAGGAAAGAUUGUUGCUAUUCCAUUCACCAGAUGGCACAGAUGGGAGUAGGAGAAGGGAAGUCCAUAGGAGAAUGGUUUGGACCAAACACAGUGGCUCAGGUUUUAAAGAAACUCGCAUUAUUUGACGAGUGGAAUUCGUUAGCUGUAUACGUAUCAAUGGACAACACCGUCGUUAUUGAGGAUAUCAAGAAGAUGUGCAGGUAUCAGCCUCAGAGCUGCAGCUGGACACAGUUCGGCUCUUAUUCACACCAAAGUGCUUGGAGCGGCUGCCGAGACCCAGCGGAGCAAUCCUCGGGGUGGAGGCCGCUGCUGCUUAUCGUACCUCUCCGCCUAGGAAUCAACCACAUCAACCCUGUUUAUGUUGAUGCGUUUAAAGAGUGUUUUAAAAUGCCACAAUCAUUAGGAGCUUUAGGCGGAAAACCAAAUAAUGCCUAUUAUUUCAUAGGCUUUUCAGGGGACGAGUUGAUCUACCUGGACCCUCACACCACACAGACGGCUGUGGACACAGAAGAAGCCGGACCGGUGCAGGACCAUACCUACCACUGCCAAAAGAGUCCGAACAGGAUGGAAAUCCUUAGCUUAGACCCAUCGGUGGCAUUAGGCUUCUUUUGUAAAGAAGAAAAGGAUUUUGAAGACUGGUGCGAUGUUAUAGAAAAGGAAAUCCUUAAGAAGCAGAGUCUACGGAUGUUUGAAUUGGCACCAAAGCACCCGCCUCACUGGCCUCCAUUUAUACCCCCAACAAAACCAGAGGUUACCACUACAGGUGCAGAACUCAUUGAAUCUACUGAUAAACUGUUUGAUGUAGAGGAAGAGUUUGAGAUCCUCACUGUGUGAAUAUGUCUCUGUCUGUCGUGAAUUGGUACCUUACCUUAGCAAAGCUUUGAUAACCAGAAAGUGCCUCGAACACGGAGAACAGAGCACAACGGAAACGAAUGAACUCUGGAACGAACGUCCAGGAAUGACACACGUACUCCUCUUCAUGCCAUGUGUUUCUGUCUCUUUAGAGACCAUACACAGCGCAAAAGUGUUUACAGUUUGUCUACACGUGUCCUGGAAUGGUUUAUGGAAAACAUUUGGGGACACACUUGUAUUUAUUUAUGCAGUAUGUAGUAGCAGAAGAGGGGGUUCAAUCCUCUUAUCGCAAUAUUCUUCAACUAACCUAUACAUUUUUUAUUGUUUUUAACACUUUUAAUGCUGGAAAUAUUGGACCUUUUUUCUUGCAAGAUUUGUAAAGUAUAUUUAUGUGGAAUAUAUAAAUACCCAUCUUUAGGAGGGAACCAUUGAAAGUGUCCUUUCCUUUAAGGAUGUGCUCACGUAUUCAUUCACCUAAUGUCUGCCACUCUGUAUUGGAUCCGAAUGCAACUAUUUGACAGAAAAGUGUCAAUGCUCAUUACUAUUGUUCUUUUUUUAUAAGAUCAUCUGUUUGUCAGCUUUAUAGUUCUGACAAUCACUAAUUUCACUUGUGCCAAGUGGUUUACACUUAUUAAAAACAAUAUGAUCACUUUGUGGCUGAAAAAAAGGAACCCAUUAAAGUUCACCUGCUUUCUUUUCUUGGUUCUUA
Molecule: messenger RNA, 1975 nt
Organism: Spea bombifrons (plains spadefoot toad)
Lineage: Eukaryota; Metazoa; Chordata; Amphibia; Anura; Pelobatidae
Gene: ATG4A
Product: autophagy related 4A cysteine peptidase
Exons: 13
Coding region: 52-1248 (398 amino acids)
Molecular function (GO): protein-phosphatidylethanolamide deconjugating activity
Source: RefSeq, a predicted model, not a curated record